UUACACCCGGACAAUAACUGAGAAGGGAAACUGAUCACCAUGAAAUUCGCAGUAGCAAUUUUGGGCCUGGCCCUGUGUGGUUUGGCAUCAGCUCAGUUCCAGAAUGGACGCAUCUUAGAACCACCAGUACCUGCACUCUGCGCCCAAAGGACGAUACACGAACGUAGCCCAGACGGCAAAGGAUACUUCUUCUCAUGGCGUGACCCACAAUUGGCUGGUGUUGAAGAAGAUUGGUUGGGCGUCCGCAACUUCUGCCGCCAACGUUGCAUGGACAGUGUCAGUUUGGAAACCAGUGCCGAAAAUGAAUGGAUCAAGCAAAGAAUUGUCAAUGGAAAUGUGAAAUACAUCUGGACCAGCGGUCGUCUAUGUGACUUCAAGGGCUGUGACAGACCAGAUUUACAACCUGUUUCCGUAAAUGGAUGGUUCUGGACCGCCGAAUUGCAGAAACUUGCCCCAACCACAGACAGACAACAAAACGACUGGUCUGAAGGAGGUGGUAUUGGUCUUCCCCAACCAGACAACAGAGAAUUGAAACAAGGUGGAGCAACCGAAAAUUGUUUGGCCGUUCUGAACAACUUUUACAACGAUGGUGUCCAUUGGCACGAUGUCGCCUGCCACCACCGCAAGCCCUUCGUCUGCGAAGAAAACGAUGCCCUCCUGAAAUACGUCCGUUACACCAACCCCAAUCUGAGGGUCUAACCAAGGCAAAUUGGUCGCC
This is a messenger RNA of Ctenocephalides felis (cat flea), 718 nucleotides long. RefSeq lists its product as uncharacterized. NCBI's taxonomy places the organism in Eukaryota, Metazoa, Arthropoda, Insecta, Siphonaptera, Pulicidae. The coding region runs from base 40 to 699 and encodes 219 amino acids. The transcript is spliced from 5 exons. The record is from RefSeq and is a predicted model, not a curated record.